ACAACCACUACACAUCACUUAACAGUUUCUGUUUAUGUCCGGGCAAAAUAUAUUUUUUUUAAUGUAGAAAUGUUAUAUGUUAACUUUAAAUAGAAUGUGAUUUAACUUUUCAGACAUUUAAUGCUCAAUUUAAUUUUUAUGUUAUGAAGUUGGUAAGAUAGAUAUGAACGUGCUUAAUCUCGCUGAUUGCCCUCAAAAGUUUUUGGCUGUCAUAUUACUUCAGUGGUAUUUUGAGCAAUUUUAUUGUAAUCGAAUUUAAGAGUAAUACAGCCAGCCAGUGGUUUUCAAUUAAAUGGUUUGGAUUUAUGUAUGUGAUACUCUUUCACAGAUUGCUAAUGAUUUUACCUACAAUUUUUAUGUUUCAUGAGCUGCUUCCUGCUUUGAAUAGAUAAGGAUAACAUUUUAGUCUGAUAUUCUAUUGUCUUCAUCAAAAAAUGGCUGUUACUGAGAAACCAGCUUUUGAUAAAAAGCUACUAGAGAAUAUACAAAAUGAUUUGAAAGUUCUGUCAAUUGAGGCACGGAAGCGUCAUCCACAUCUGAAGGAAGCUGCAGAAUCUGGAAUUGUUAAAAUUCAAAAUACUGUCUCAAAAUAUGAUGACAUACGUUUAGCUUUUCUGUCUGAGAGUCCUGAAAUUCUGGAACCUUUCUUUAUUGGUUGUGACACAAAGACUACAAAAAUCGUACAGAUGUCUUUAACUUCUAUACAGCGAUUAAUUACUUUAGAAGCUGUCUCAGCAACGGCUGCCAACAACAUCAUCACUUGUUUGUGGUCUUUAAUGGAAAGUGGUACGGAGGAACUUAAAUUGCUUCAAACUGUCACUCUUUUAAUCACUACCAAUUCAAUUGUACAAGGAGAAACUCUGGCAAAGGCAAUUGUAUUAUGUUUCAGACUUCACUUUACUAAAAACAGUACUACAAAUAAUACAGCAUCUGCAACUGUGCGUCAGCUGGUUUCUGCAGUUUUUGAAAGAAUUAUUGCUGAAGAUUAUUCACCACCAGAUAGACCUAAUGCACAGUCUAAUCUUCAACUUGAGGAAUUGAAAGGAGGCAGUCGCAUUCCACCAAAAUCUUUACCUAACCAUGCUGCCGAUGGCUUUAUGUUAUUUCAAGAUUUGGUACAGUUAGUAAAUGCAGAUCAACCAUUUUGGUUAAUAGGACUUACGGAAAUGACUAGGACUUUUGGUUUAGAAUUAUUAGAAUCUAUUCUAUCAUCAUUUCCAGAGGUUUUCUUCAAGUAUUCUGAAUUCAAUUUUUUAUUGAAAGAAAGAGUGUGCCCUCUUAUUAUUAAAUUGUUUUCUCCAAAUAUUAAAUAUCGCCAAGGAGGACAAAAUGCUGGACCAGCAGCUACUGCAUCUGAUAAACCAUACUUUCCUAUUUCAAUGCGAUUACUACGUAUCGUUUCUGUUUUAAUUCAGAGAUAUUAUAAGAUGUUGGUGACAGAAUGUGAAAUAUUUUUAUCACUGGUAGUAAAAUUUCUAGAUGUUGACAAACCUCCUUGGCAGCGUGCUUUGGCCUUAGAAGUAUUACAUAAGAUGUGCAUUCAACCGGAACUUUUGAAGUCAUUUUGCCAAUCAUAUGAUAUGAAGCCGCAUAGCACUAAAAUAUUUAAAGAUAUUGUGAAUGCUCUUGGGUCAUAUGUGCAGUCAAUGUUUGUUGUUUCAAACACGAACAACCCUGUUCUCUCUUCAAGUUUGUCUAGUGGCUGUGGUGCACCACCUACAGCUGCUGUUCAGGGUCAGCCCCCAGCUUUACUGGCUGGAAUGCCAGUUGGACCUGGCAUUACUCCUCAAGCUGGAUUUUUAUAUCGAGGUAUUUGGCUAUCUAUCACCCCUAUUCCAGCUGGAACUUGCAAGCCAGUAUUUUUAGAAUUAUUAGACAGACUAGAGGCACCUGGUGUUCCGGAAGGCUAUGGGAUUUCAGUGGCAUAUUCUUGUCUUCUUGAUGUCAUAAACAGUAUUGGUUCAAUUAUAUGCUAUCCUAAAAAGACCGAAUCUUUAUUGACUAAUGCGAAUGAUAUUCUUCCUCAAAGCAAUGAAGAGAUUGUUUCAACAAAUAUCAAACCUCUAGUAGUUGCAGAACUAAGAUCUGAAACUUCUGCAUGUGAUAAAUUAUGUGAUAAUGACUGUCCAACAGAGCUUUCAGAACAAAUCAUAAAUUCAACAUGGUGUGGACUUCUGGCAGCAUUUACAUUAUUGAUUGAAGCUAGUACUGAUGAAACAGCAACUGAAAAUAUCCUUAAAGCUAUGCAGAUUUACAGCAGCUUAUGUGGUACUUUGAAUAUGACCAUACCUCGAGAUGCAUUCAUUACUGCUAUGUGUAAAGCUUCACUUCCCCCACAUUAUACGUUAACUGUUCUUAACACCAAUUUGCUCAAAUCCGAUAAUAAAGAUCUUACUUUUGCAGGGGAUCGUAGAAGAGAAUGUGAUGAUGUUAGCCAUUCUGGUCUUAAUUGCAAUAAUUUAUCUGGUGCAUCUCAGCUUCCUUUAGGUCUUUAUUUAGGCAGUUGCGAGGGACAUGAAAUGAGACAACAAGUUGUGGCUGUUGGAACUCCCCUCCCCACAGCCUCUUUGCCUCUUGGUGCUCAGCAAGGUCCUGUUAUGCUGACUGCAAAAAAUUUGCAAUGUAUGAGAGCUGUCUUGAGUUUAGCUCAUUGCCAUGGGGCUGUAUUAGGUACAGCAUGGCAUCUUGUACUUACCACACUGCAGCAUCUUGUUUGGAUUCUUGGAUUAAAACCAUCGACUGGUGGUAGUUUAAAAGCUAGUCGUUCAAGUGAUUCGACUAAUGCCGUAAUAACUACUGCUGUUAUGGCUGAUUUACCUGUGCUGUCAGCUAUGUUAUCUAGAUUAUUUGAAAGUUCCCAGUACUUGGACGAAGUUGCCUUACAUCAUCUCAUUGAUGCUCUCUGUAAAUUGUCCUCUGAAUCUAUGGAGCUUGCUUACACAAAUAGGGAGCCAUCAUUGUUUGCUGUCGCAAAGUUACUAGAAACUGGCCUUGUUAAUUUAUUUCGUGUUGAAGUACUUUGGAGACCUGUUACAAACCAUCUUCUUGAAGUGUGUCAACAUCCACAUAUCAGAAUGAGGGAAUGGGGUGCUGAAGCAGUUACAUUCUUAGUAAAAGCUGCUUUGUAUCACAAAUACACGCCUUCUUUAAAAGACAAUAAAAAGUUGCAGACCAUGUUACUGAGCCCAUUGCAGGAGUUGUCAUCCAUUCCUCAUCCAGAUAUAAGGCAAAAGCAGUUAGACUGUGCUCUUCAAGUUCUUCAUAGCAGUGGUGAUAUCAUAUCUAGUGGCUGGCCGCAGUUAUUGGACGUCAUCAGUGCUAUUAAUGAAGAUCAAGGUGAAUCUUUAAUAAGGUCUGCUUUCCAGUGCCUUCAACUAGUAGUUGCUGAUUAUCCACCAGUUAUGCCUUGUACCUGCUUACAGCUUUGUGUGGAUGCAGCUGCUAAAUUUGGAUCUCAAACUCAAGAAUUAAAUGUUUCUUUAGCAGCUGUUGGUCUACUUUGGAAUAUUGCCGACCAUUUAUAUCAGAAUGAAGAAAAAAUAUCUCAUGGUUUAUCAUCUGCGACUGAGGAGGAGCUAUCAGUUUUGAACUCCUUACAAAUUUCAAAUUAUGAUUUUCCUUUAUUGCCGUUUGAUCGUCUUUGGUUAAGUUUGUUUUGCAGACUAGGCGAUCUGUGUGUAGAUUCAAGGCCUGCUGUGCGAAAAAGUGCUGGACAAACUCUGUUUUCUACUCUAGGUGCUCAUGGGUCUCUUUUACAGCAAACUACAUGGCAAGUUGUAUUAUGGCAGGUUCUCUUCCCACUUUUGGAUAGAGUGAGAUCACUUUCAGGGACUGCUUCUACUGAUAAAAUAACCGACAUGGGUGGCAAUAUUCUUAUUCAUCAUUCCAGGAAUACAGCUCAGAAACAAUGGGCAGAAACACAAGUUCUUACUUUGUCUGGAGUUGCAAGGAUUUUUCAUACGAAACGCGAUGUUCUUCAAACUUUAGGAGAUUUCCCAAGAGCAUGGGCAUUACUUCUUGAAUUCAUUGAAAGCUCAUCACUAAGCAAGAAUAAUGAAGUUUCUUUCUCAGCCCUGAAAAGUUUUCAAGAAAUUUUAAAUAUCAGCAGAUUUCAAGAAGGGAAAGUUGGAAAAUCUGAAGUUGUUUCUGCAAUAGAUAAAGAAUCUCUUUCACAAAGUGACACUGCUUUAUGGAGUGCUGCUUGGAAAGUUUGGCACAAUAUUGGUGUUGAAAGUACAAAACCUCCUCCUGAACGAAUUAUUGAUACUGCUCAUGCCAAGAAUGAUUACUCUUUACUUUAUGUACCAGCUCAACAAUUUUUGACUGCUCUGAUUCAGAUUUUUCCGUCACUUUUUCAACAUAUUAAGGAAAGGUUUGUUGCUGCUGAUUUUCAAAAGUUGGCUACUGUUUUACAAAAUGCUGUUGCAGUUCCUAUUCAUGGCGAGACAUCUCCUUUUAUUUUACCUUCUUUAACUGAAGUUGUAUUGACACCAUUGCAAGAUUCUGUUUUACAAUCUAUGCAUAUUUUACUUAAGGAAGCCUUGAAUGACAAUCAGAAUAUCGUAUCACUUUUACCUGCUAUUUUCAAUCAAUUGCUUGUGUUUUCCACAUAUGCCUGUAAUGCUCCACCAUAUGGUCAGCUGAGAACUCGAACUUUUGUAAAUAUAAAACUUUCUACGACUGAUUGGGUGACUAUGAAUUUUGUACCGUUUGGUGAAAAAGCAUUGGAAAUGGUUGUUAAUGCUUAUCAGCAAACUGCUCAACAGUCGAAUGUUAUAAACUCACAAGUUUUGCAUUCCAUUAUAAAGUCAUUAAGAAUUCCACUGAGUAUGAAAUAUUCGUGUCCUUCUCAUAUGACAUGGAAAUUGGCUGUUAAUGCUUUAUUGAAAGUUCUUCAUGCAGGAUUACCAGUUGCGAGACAAUAUCCUGCGCAGUUCCAAGGAAUGUGGAUUGAUCUUGCAUACGCACUAGAAGAUUUCUUAUUUCCUGCAAGUUCACCAUCACCUACACAGAGCCUUGAAGAUCAGCAGUGUGAUGAAGCUUUAGAUUGUAAAGUUAUCCUUUUAAUACGUGAUGGAAUUUUACCUUAUGCUAACCAACUGCCUCGUGAAUUCAUUAUAAGAAUCGUCACAUUACUUAAUAAAGGUUCCAUACAUUCAGCUACAAAUAACAGUCCAGUUGAUAUUGAUUCAAGCCGGAAACUUCGCGAGGAAUUUGCAAAAUCUUGUUUUGAAACACUAUUACAGUUCUCAUUUUUAGAAAGUGGAAUUGAUAUUGAUGAUGAUGGGGUUGUUAAUUUAUUAGCUGUAACAUCACUUCUUCACAGAUUUAAAGAAGUUAUUCAUAAAUAUGCUGAAGACGAAAGACUUAGUGGAAAGUGCCCUCUACCAAGGCAUAGAAUGUCCGAAAUUUCUUUCGUUCUUAAAGCAGUAGCAACUCUGGCUAAAUCAUUGAAAAAGGCUGAUCCUGAAAAAGUUGAAUGGACUGUGUGGGAACAACUUAUUUCUCUCUAUCCAAGUCUUGUUGACUGUACAACUUCCACCUCAGCUCAAGUUUGCUGUUCUUUGAGGGAGGCUUUACAUGAAUAUGCUGAUCUUUUGGAACCACCUAAGAACGUGCUCAAUGGCAGUUCAUGAUAUUAGCAAUAAUGAUAAUACUUAAAGGAUUUUGUAAGGAUGUGUUCACUUUAUAAGUGAUUCUUUUGUAAGUUGUGUCUGGCUGAAGCAUUUUAUUGCCAACUAUGAAUUAGAAUUUUUGGGGUCCACUGUUAAAAUGUGACAUCUGUUGUAAUUGAUUUCAUGGAUUUAAGAGUAGUUUACAGCUGACAUAACUUAAGAAGUGUGAGAUCAUAACUUUUCAAGGCAAUAAUUUUAUUCAUUUAAUUCGAGUUAUCAGAUUUAUAUUCAGAUCAAUCAAUUUUUCAUAUCAGAUUUCUCAAGUCAUAAAUAUCCAUUAUCACAAACUGUAUGAACUUACACAAAGUUGAAUUUUUUAAUUAAAAUUUCAUUCUGAGCAUAAAUUGAUAUAUACUGAAUUGGAUAAUUGGAAUUAUUACAUACCGUGUGUAAGUUAUGGAGCAUUUGAAACAUCUGUGAAGUUAUUGAAAUUUUGUAACUGUUUCAUCUGACUGCUCAAAUUUUUAUAUCAGAAUAUUGGUUUUCUGACAGAUGAUUUUGUUGUUUUUGAAUGAAGGUAUUUUUGUUGAGCUUAUAUAAUUUUCAAUCUAUUUUGAAAUCAUAUAUUUGAAAUUAGUGGCAUACAUAUUUGAGGUUAAGUUUUGCCUUGCAGUUCGAUUAAUUUUUUUAUUGCGCAAUGUAUAAGAGUAGGGCUAUGCAAUUUUCUAUCAUGUUUACCUGUGAAUCGAAGAAAAUGAAUUCUAUUUAUGCACCAGUGUGUUAUGUACAUAAUGGUUUUUGUCAAAAAAUCAUAUAGCUGUUUAUUUUGAUUUCGUUGCAUGUAAUACAUAUAUAUAUAUAGAUAUUUAAUGAAAGAUUGUCUGAAAUUUAUUGAAUUUAUCAUGAAUUGCAUUUUUUAAAUAAUUACAGGCAGAUAAUGUAUAUUACUA
Messenger RNA from Argiope bruennichi, 6565 nucleotides. RefSeq names its product protein MON2 homolog (gene mon2). The transcript has 37 exons. Lineage: Eukaryota; Metazoa; Arthropoda; Arachnida; Araneae; Araneidae. The record is from RefSeq and is a predicted model, not a curated record. The coding region runs from base 435 to 5636 and encodes 1733 amino acids.